Messenger RNA from Chara braunii, 1415 nucleotides. Lineage: Eukaryota; Viridiplantae; Streptophyta; Charophyceae; Charales; Characeae. The record is from the annotation of a GenBank genome assembly.
UCUACCGUUGUUCGGGCGUCAAUAGCUGUUCCCAAUGGUUCCGUCGGGGCUGCGGCGGCUUGGUUCGUGUGCUGCCGCGUAUCGCGGCACCAGGGUGUGUCAACGCUACACAGGAGGAAGCGGGUUAUUCUCCCCGAUCCCGAUCGAAGUUCCGCACAACCGGGGAUUGUUAGCCGGAUCGCGAUCGGGGCCAAGGCUCCAAUCUUUCCUCCAUUCAACAGGGUGUCCAUCUGAGUCGUCAUCAGCGGAUCAGCGGGAGCGUCUUCUCGCUGCAUGUGUUCUUGAAAGACUACCAGUAGUUCUUCCGGAGCUUCCCAUCUGGGAGUCUGAUUUCCAGACAUUCUGCUUCGAAAGACAGCAGCAAGAACGAAAGGAACCUCCUGAUGAGUUUCUCGAUGCAGCGUCAUCUCUCGGACGGGAAGAUGACGAUCUGGAGUUUGAGCCAGCGCCUUGUAUCACAGAAGCCGAUCGCAAGAAUGACAGAAGGUCGUUGAACCGGGCAUUGGCGCAGCGAUUGUAUCUUAUUGUGUACGGUAAAUCUGCGCUACAGCCCGACAGCAAGCAACCGGUGUGGCACUUUCCUCUGGUCGAACACUCGGCUGGCGAGACAAUACGACAGGCUGCGGAGAGGGCCCUUGUGCAAAGGUUGGGGUCAGGGAUGGAUGUCUACUUCGUUGGAAAUGCUCCUUGCGGCCAUCUUGAGAGGUCGGAGCCCAUCUCUAAGGUGUUUUUCUUCAGGUCACAGAUUUUGAAAGGAUCGAUAGAGCUGCAGGGUGGCAUCAAGGAUUAUGCGUGGGUGACGAAGGCGGAACUCGCCGAUUAUUUCGAUCACACCCAGAGUGAGGAUCACAAGUUGCUUAUGCAGAAGAUGCUUUCGUCCUGAAACAACUUCCCCCUAAGAGAAAACAGGUGUUCUACUUUGUAAUGUUUUUCGAAUGCUCCAUCGAAAACUCCGGCUGUGACUACGUGAUUGAUUGAUUGGAGUGUGCUACAUCUGUUCUAAGCUACACACACCCGCAGCCUCCGGAAGUCACCGCCCAAGAGGAGGCCAGUAGGCCCCGCUAUAUCGUCCGGAGGAGCAAGCAGCUAUGUCGUUGUAUGGGCACUUGUUUGUCAACACAGAAGUCAGAUGAGGAGAAGAGAGGUAGAAGUGAGAUUCUUGUUGGAGUGUGUUAUGUGUAUUCCAAUUUAGGUAAGUUUUGAUUUCAACUACGUCCAAUCAUAUUCCUCGAGAUUUGGCGGGCGGUAUUUUUUGUGGAGCGGAGUGCGGGGAAAUAAGUUCAAAAAAAUGGUUCCUGAGUUUUCUGAUGACCCGUGACGAGGUUCAGGGAUGCCGGCCAUGUGCAUACAUGAUGCAAUCUUGUCCCCAGUGCAACCUGUCCCACCUUACCGCAGUCGACUGCACCUGACCCGUC